Messenger RNA from Orcinus orca (killer whale), 7143 nucleotides. It is a transcript of the gene PDE8B, whose product is annotated as phosphodiesterase 8B. Gene Ontology annotation, biological process: signal transduction. Gene Ontology annotation, molecular function: 3',5'-cyclic-AMP phosphodiesterase activity. The transcript is spliced from 22 exons. Bases 324 to 2981 code for a protein of 885 amino acids. Lineage: Eukaryota; Metazoa; Chordata; Mammalia; Artiodactyla; Delphinidae. The record is from RefSeq and is a predicted model, not a curated record.
CGGAGGCGCAGCGAGCUCGUUUGGGGCGCCGCGGCGGGGAGGGUGGCGGCCACCCGUGCGCGCGGGGCGCUGUGUGUGCGCGCUCUCCCGCUCGGGGAGGAAGAUGGCCCAGAAGGGAAAGUUGGGGUGACGCGCGCAGCCCCAGGAGGCCCGGCGAAGGGUGCCGCGGCGAGCCCGACGGAGCGGCGGCCAGAGAGGCCGGGGGGCGAGCGGUCCGGGCGCCGCCGCCAAGGCGCCCGCCCCCUCACUGCAGGUGGCCGCCGCGGCGCUGGGGCCCGGCGGCCGGGGGAGCGGGCGGGCGCUCGAGGGACCCCGGCAGAGGGAUGGGCUGCGCCCCCAGCAUCCACGUCUCGCAGAGCGGCGUGAUCUACUGCCGGGACUCGGACGAGUCCAACUCGCCCCGCCAGACCACCAGCGUGUCGCAGGGCCCCGCGGCCCCACUGCACGGCCUCUUCGUCCAGACCGACGCCGCCGACGCCAUCCCCCCGAGCCGCGCGUCCUGGCCCCCCGGUGCCGCCCGCGGCCGCAGGGCCCGCGGUGAGCUGGGCAGCGGCAGCAGCGCGGGCUCCACGGCCCCCGCGGCGACCACCUGCAGGGGCCGGAGUCGCCACUGCUGCAGCAGCGCGGAGGCCGAGACCCAGACCAGCUACACCAGCGUCAAGCAGGUCUCUUCUGCAGAGGUACGCAUCGGGCCCAUGAGACUGACGCAGGAUCCUAUCCAGGUUUUGCUGAUCUUUGCAAAGGAAGACAGUCAGAGUGAUGGAUUCUGGUGGGCCUGUGACAGAGCCGGUUACAGAUGUAAUAUUGCUCGGACUCCGGAGUCAGCCCUGGAAUGCUUUCUAGAUAAACAUCAUGAGAUUAUUGUGAUCGACCACAGACAAACUCGAAACUUUGAUGCAGAAGCAGUGUGCAGGUCGAUCCGGGCCACAAAUCCCUCGGAGCACACGGUGAUUCUUGCGGUGGUUUCACAAGCAUCCGGCGACUAUGAAGAGGCCUCAGUCCUCCCUCUUCUGCACGCAGGCUUCAACCGGAGAUUUAUGGAGAAUAGCAGCAUAAUUGCUUGCUAUAAUGAACUGAUUCAAAUAGAACAUGGGGAAGUUCGCUCACAGUUCAAGUUAAGGGCCUGUAAUUCAGUGUUUACAGCAUUAGACCACUGUCAUGAAGCCAUAGAAAUCACAAGCGAUGACCACGUGAUUCAGUAUGUCAACCCAGCCUUCGAAAGGAUGAUGGGCUACCACAAAGGUGAGCUCCUGGGGAAAGAACUCGCCGAGCUGCCCAAAAGUGACAAGAACCGGGCGGACCUUCUUGACACCAUCAACACCUGCAUCAAGAAGGGCAAGGAGUGGCAGGGGGUUUACUAUGCCAGACGGAAAUCCGGCGACAGCAUCCAACAGCAUGUGAAGAUCACUCCAGUGAUUGGCCAAGGAGGGAAAAUUAGGCAUUUUGUCUCCCUCAAGAAACUGUGUUGUACCACUGACAAAAAUAAGCAGAUUCACAAGGUUCAUCGUGACUCAGGAGAUAAUUCUCAAACAGAGUCUCAUUCAUUCAGACACAAGAACAGGAGGAAAGAGUCCAUUGAUGUGAAAUCAAUAUCAUCUCGAGGCAGUGAUGCACCAAGCCUACAGAAUCGUCGCUACCCAUCCAUGGCAAGGAUCCAUUCCAUGACCAUCGAGGCUCCCAUCACAAAGGUUAUAAAUAUAAUCAAUGCAGCCCAAGAAAACAGUCCUGUCACAGUAGCAGAAGCCUUGGACAGAGUUUUAGAAAUUUUACGGACCACAGAACUGUACUCCCCUCAGCUGGGUACCAAAGAUGAAGAUCCCCACACCAGUGAUCUCGUGGGAGGCCUGAUGACUGAUGGCUUGAGAAGGUUGUCAGGAAACGAGUAUGUGUUCACUAAGAAUGUGCCCCAGAGUCACAGUCACCUUGGGAUGCCAGUAACCAUCAACGAUGUCCCCCCUUCUAUCGCUCAAUUACUUGAUAAUGAGGAAAGCUGGGAGUUCAACAUAUUUGAAUUGGAAGCUGUGACACACAAAAGGCCAUUGGUUUACCUGGGCUUAAAAGUCUUUUCCCGGUUUGGAGUAUGUGAAUUUUUACACUGUUCUGAAACUACCCUUCGGGCCUGGCUCCAAGUGAUUGAAUCCAACUACCACUCCUCCAACGCUUACCACAACUCCACUCAUGCCGCUGAUGUCCUGCACGCCACUGCCUUCUUCCUCGGAAAAGAAAGAGUGAAGGGAAGCCUCGAUCAGCUAGAUGAGGUGGCUGCCCUGAUUGCUGCCACAGUCCAUGACGUGGAUCACCCAGGAAGGACCAACUCUUUCCUGUGCAACGCAGGCAGUGAACUCGCCGUGCUCUAUAAUGACACUGCUGUCUUGGAGAGUCACCACACAGCCCUGGCCUUCCAGCUCACGGUCAAGGACAGCAAAUGCAACAUUUUCAAGAAUAUUGACAGGAACCAUUAUCGAACACUGCGCCAGGCUAUUAUUGAUAUGGUUUUAGCAACAGAGAUGACAAAACACUUUGAACAUGUGAACAAAUUUGUGAACAGCAUCAACAAGCCAAUGGCAGCUGAGAUUGAAGGCAGUGACUGUGAAUGCAACCCUACUGGGAAGAACUUUCCUGAAAAUCAAAUCCUGAUUAAGCGCAUGAUGAUUAAGUGUGCUGACGUGGCCAAUCCAUGCCGCCCCCUGGACCUAUGUAUCGAAUGGGCCGGAAGGAUCUCCGAGGAGUACUUUGCACAGACUGAUGAAGAGAAGAGACAGGGGCUACCUGUAGUGAUGCCAGUAUUCGACCGGAAUACCUGUAGCAUCCCCAAGUCCCAGAUCUCCUUUAUUGACUACUUCAUAACAGACAUGUUUGAUGCUUGGGAUGCCUUUGCACACCUGCCAACCCUGAUGCAACAUUUGGCCGAUAACUACAAACACUGGAAGACGUUAGAUGACCUAAAGUGCAAAAGUCUGAGGCUUCCAUCUGACAGCUAAAGCCAAGACAGAGAAGGUGACCUCUUGAUCUACAAAGGGCACUGUGAAUCACAGUAGUGUAAACAAGAGGCUUUCCUUCAUAAUGAAAAUGACAGGUGUAGGUUAAGGAGCUAAUGUUUAAUAUCUGACUUUUAAUCAUUCAACUUCCCAAAUUUCAUUUUUAGAAAAUUAUGUUCCAUGAAGAAAAAUUUUGAACAAUCACUUAGUGACAGAACAAACACAUGGCAAAAUCCUUUGCCCUGCUGUCAUCCUGUCUGCCCUCAUCAAACCCUGCAGCUGAUUCACUGUAACUAGCAGGAGACAUGCAGCAAAGACUUGGUGCCCACGAGCCCACCAUCUCUGUGGAUGAUGGACCAUGUAGCUUAGCUAGUGGUUUAGCUCAUCUUUUACCAUGAAAGUCACCAUCACUGUUUAGCUUGACUAUUUUCCUCAAGAGCAUCAAUCUAAAAGGCUCAUAAGAAUAUCUAAGAAAAGAAACCCAUAUAAAGUGAGCAAAACAACUAGGACCAAACUGCUGAUAAACUAGUUAGCUUCAGAGCCUCCAUGGCUAGGUGGUUCUGAUCAAUGGUGUAACACCCAAGUUAGAACAUAGUCUGUCUUGGCCUGGUGAGUGCCUUCUCUAGACUGGUAUCAGCAGCCUGUGUAGUCCUCUCUCCUACAAAAGGGAUUCAUCUUAACAGAAAGUCAACCAUGAUGGGGAAGGAAGUGACAUCUUGUCUGUGGGGAAUCCAAGAGCUUUCUCCCUUUAUUUCUGGUUUACAGAGGCAGUUACAAGGCACUACAGUAGGUAUUAUAUACAAGCCAUUAAUCUGAAUGCCCUUGGACAAGCUUUUUUUUUAAAAAAAAAAUUUAUAUACAUUUGCUGUUUAAAAUUUUUAUUAAAGCAAUCUAAAUUUUCAGGGUUUAAGUCCAUGGAGUACGUUGUGCCGAGUACUGAGGAGACAGAGGAAGUUUCAAGGUUCAGAUGUUUUUAACCUAUCUAUAUUUAAGAUCAUGCCAUUUUGCUUUAAUGAUGAAAAAAAGAUUGCAAGGUGUGUAAAUAUAUCAGAAAAUAGCAUAUGGGGAAGCAGUAAAUACUAUUUUAAGCUAUUAAUUGUAUGCUAAAAGCUUCUAAAGCACAAGUGCAUAUUUUUAUACAGCUCUUUUCACAACUUUCUGUGGUCUACAUGAAGUCAGACUUGAGAUUUUCUUUUCUCUUUUACCAGCCAACCCUUCUCUAUGUAUUAUAAAUUAGAGAUUCUGUAAACAAAAUCUUUGUUUUUCUUUCAAAUUCUCUGUACUUCAUGCUGCAUUUCUAAGAGGUAUAAACAGAGACUAAAUUAACUGAACCAGUAGUUAGUUACUUUUUUCAAAUGAAAAUUGGAAUGCAGAACACGUGGACCUAGUACAUGGGGGCAAAAAUUACUUACCACUACAAAACAUGCCAAUGUUUUUUUCUAUGUUUUGUACCAACAAAUGGAAACAUAUAUGACAAUUCCAUGCAAAGAAAUGUACCUAAAUUAUUUUUGUUAGAUGGUAAGAGAACUUGCUUGGUCAGGACAGCAGCUAGCUUUGUAUUGUAAUGCUGCACUAAGUAAAUGUGAUGAAAAUGUUUUUGUGAAGUACUUGUAACUAAAUUCCUACAGCCAUUUUUCAUUCCUAACAGCUGUUUUUAUUUUACCUCUUUGGCCUAAAUUUUUCAUAAUUUCAAUAUUUCGGUUUAGUGUUCUUUAUUUCAUGAGUCACACGCUUUGUUUUCAGAACACAUUAAAUUCAGGAUGUCAGAAUCCCAUUUUAAGGAGCUAAAUAAUUUGCCUAGGCUUCAGAAGCUUGCCUGAAGCAACGACAAUCUUUUCUUGACCAUCUCGCUUUUGGUUCCAUUUGGUAAGUGACAUUCAUCAGAUGUCUGACAUUUUUCUAUGUGAAUGUUUGUUAAAACUGACUCAGUAUAAUUUCAAAUUAAUUUCAUAUUAACACUGCCAGGUACUAAAGCUUUAGCAUAGCUCUGCUCUUUAUCAGUGUAAUCUACUAUGGUGUAAUCUUCUACUGAGUUGCUAACUAAAUAGUGCAUUCCUCCAAAUAGUCUUUCAGAUGGUAUGUGUAUCAGAUGAGUGAGUAUAAACUAUUAUAAUUGUCUCUCAUACUGAGCAUAAGUCUGUGUUGAGGGGAACCCUAUUAAUUUAGGAAAAUAUGACAUGAUCUAAACUAGAGAGAAGUCACAUUACUACUACUACUUAACCAGAAGUUAGUUAUAAAACACUGUUACCGGGACCAGAAUAACCCUAUAAUUUAAUUAGGUUAUUCUUUACUUCCAAUUUAAGAUUUUAAAAUAUGCUUACCUUCAGAGUUAGGACUGCUUAGUCUUGUGGACAAAGAACAAGCCUCAUCUAUUAAUCAGAACGCACUCAACUUGAGAAAGAUAAAUACAAUGUCCCUCAAGUUUAGGCUCUUGAUUGUGUUAUGUGAGUAAGCCAGAGAAUGAGGUAAUAAGGGUAUUUUUAAAUAAAAAUGACAAGGCCCACUGCAUAGUAUUACUUCUGGUGUUGCAAAUAUAACAGCACUGAAAGCUAAGCUAGGGAAAUGGAAAAAAUGCACAUAAUAUUUAUCGACCUCAGUUAUAGUUGUAUUCUUCUAAUUUGAAAGUUCAACUUUUUGCAGCACUCUGCAUACAACUAGUAAGCAGCCAUCAAAGUCUGAGUCUCUGCUAGAUUUUCCCAUCUCACUGUUUUACUCCAUCUCUGACCUUAGGGCAUUCAUGAAAGCAAAAACCAUCAAGUUCCCAUGAAUGGGUUGGAGGUUUUCCUCUAGAUUUUAAUAACAGAGGGACUCACAGCGGUACUUUCAUCAGUACUAUUUGCUCCCCCAACUCACCUGUGGUUUGUAUCAUUCACGUGAAUAGAUUACUAUUACAUAAUACUAAUCCAGAACAAAUUAGGGAAAAAAGCAGUUAAGAAUCUAUGAAUUCCUUUUAUAAUUCAUUGACUAUCUUAUACAAUUCAAGAAAACUUUAAAACUCAUGACCUAAUAGUAGAAUCUCCAAAGAAAAAGCUAGCUGGUAAUAAGAGAAAGUCCAUCUAUGGAAGAAAAUUAAAAGCCUAACAAUGACUCUGAUCAAUAAUCUGAUGCACUCAGCCCAAAAUGCAUGUCUGCCUGGUUUAGGAAUCCUACCCACGUUCCAAUUUCAGGAUAAAAGAUUAGCAGUGCCUCAGUAUGACUGCUCAGAUACGUAUGCCAUGAUAACAACAAUCUGUCGGCUAAGAGGCAGUGCUAAUUUUUCUAUUCACAUUCUUCUAUUAUGUAAUGGUGGUUACAUAAAUUUUAUUAUAUUUCUCCAUAAAGGUAUUUUCAUUGUGAAUUAAAACAGAAACAAUGACUAUGAACAUUAUCUGGUUUUGCUCAAGGGGUAAUCAUACAACCCUUCUCUCUCAUUCCAGUCAUGUUCAAUUUCUGUUUUUAAAUUCGUUUACUGAUGCUAAUGAGAAUUGAGCUAACUAACUGGAAGGCCUUACCUGACUGGGCUUCAGCUUCCUUAUUUAUAACAUUAUGGCACUGGUCUGGCAUAGAUGACCAUAGCUCUUCCAGACUUUGUAGGUAGUUGAGGAAACAACAACUGUCAAAGGUAAAACUAGUGACACUAGUGACAACAAUUUACAAAGAUUCCAUUAGGGUGUGUGUGAUGAAAAAAUAAAUCCAGAAAGUGUUCUUUGAGAAGGAUUAGUCCUCUGACACAUCAGCCACCUGGUGUUUACUUCAAUACGAUUCUUUCAUCAGCAGUUUAAGAUUAACUCCACAAUUAAACCCACCCAUUUUUUAAUGUAUGGAACACUUUUUAAUUUUUAUUCUUUAGUACCAAAAGGGAGAAAGAGUGCUCUAAGGCUGAUGGGGUGAUGAAGAUGAUUAAAUCUCAGUGGUCUGCAAGAAACUCAUAAGUGAUGCCUGUCUCAAGCAUUUCAUAUUUGAGCCAAUGGUAAGAUGAAUCAGGCACUUUGAAAACACUGUAACUUUACUGAUCUAGCUCUCAUCUCUGGCAUAUAUGAGGGGCUGCUGCUGGUCUAUUACCAAGAAUCUAGUCAAUAGCUGCUCAGGCUAGGGGGAAAAAAUACACUGUAAUAAGAUUCCUCCUGAUUUGUGUUUAUAGGGAUUUUAGUAGCUAGAAUUUAAAAAAAAAAAGGAUUUAAACAAA